AUGACCUUUUGUUUACAUCGGUCACACCUAAAGGCUCUAAACAUGUCUGAUUUGUAUUAUACAGAAGAGGGCAUUGAGGAGCUUCAAGAUGAUGACAUAGAAGAUAUCCCUCUGCAAUUAAACGUGCAAGAUGGAGAUGACGAUGAAAUAACCCCAGAUUUAUGGCAAGAGGCUUGUUGGCUUGUUAUCAGCAGUUAUUUCGAUGAGAAGGGUUUGGUUCGACAACAGUUGGAUUCUUUUGAUGAAUUCAUUCAAACAUCUGUUCAGAAAAUUGUUGAAGACUCCCCUGUUAUAGAAUUCCAGGCAGAAGCCCAGUAUACAGGUGGAAUAAUUGAAAAGCCGAUUUACCUUAGUAAAGCGACGCAUUGGGAGAAGGAUGGUUCCUCUGCUCCCAUGACCCCGAACGAUGCGCGACUUCGAAAUCUGACCUAUGCUGCCCCCCUAUAUGUUGACGUUGUCAAGAAAGUCACCAGAGACGGCUACGUAGAUGAAAAGAAAUUCGAAAAGAAGUUUAUUGGCAAAAUUCCCAUCAUGUUGAGAUCGAGUUAUUGUAUUCUGGCUGUUAUGAGCGACCGUGAUUUGGCAGAACUUAAUGAAUGUCCGCUUGACCCUGGUGGCUACUUCAUUAUAAAUGGUUCUGAAAAAGUUUUGAUAGCUCAAGAGAAGAUGGCUACAAAUACAGGUAGUUACCCAUUUUUCUGUCUUACGACUUUAGUUUAUGUAUUUCAACAAAAGGACAGCAAAUACGCCUACAAAACUGAAAUUCGAUCCUGCCUUGAGCACAGUUCUCGUCCAGCUAGCACGCUUUGGGUUAACAUGAUGGCGCGUGGUGGUAAAGACAACAAUAAGCGCGCAACCAUCGGUCAACGUAUUGUCGCUAUUCUCCCUUAUAUUAAACAGGAGAUACCUGUUCUGAUUGUCUUUCGGGCUCUUGGCUUUGUGGCCGAUCGCGACAUUUUGGAACACAUCAUCUACGACUUUGAGGAUAGUGAAAUGCGUGAAAUGAUAAAGCCGUCCCUCGACGAGGCUUUCGUUAUCCAAGAUCAGAAGGUUGCACUUAACUUUAUCGGUUCACGUGGUGCUCGGCCGGGUGUCACAAAGGAAAAGCGUAUCAAGUAUGCCAAGGAGAUAUUGCAAAAGGAAACACUUCCUCAUGUUGGCAUCUCUGACUACUGCGAUACUCGCAAGGCCUUCUUUUUGGGCUACAUGGUGCACCGUCUCCUUCUCACGGCGCUUAAACGGCGCGAUGUUGACGAUAGGGAUCACUAUGGAAACAAACGACUGGAUCUUGCGGGUCCUCUACUCGCUUUUCUCUUUCGUGGACUAUUCCGUAACUUGACCAAAGAAAUCAGACUAUAUGCUCAAAAGUUUAUCGACAAGGGAAAGGAAUUCAAUCUUGAAAACGCCAUUCGUAGUCAAAUCAUAACAGAUGGCUUAAAGUACUCCCUUGCUACGGGCAACUGGGGAGACCAGAAGAAGGCUAAUCAAGCUAGACCGGGUGUUUCUCAGGUUCUUAAUCGACUCACUUUUGCCUCCACCCUGUCGCAUCUUCGACGCUUGAAUUCCCCAAUCGGCAGAGAUGGAAAGUUGGCGAGACCACGUCAGUUACACAACACUCUGUGGGGCAUGAUUUGUCCAGCCGAAACUCCCGAGGGUUCCGCCGUUGGUUUGGUUAAGAAUUUGGCUCUCAUGGCGUACAUAUCCGUUGGGAGUCAGCCGUCACCAAUUCUGGAAUUUCUUGAGGAGUGGAGUAUGGAGAACCUGGAAGAGAUCGCCCCCUCUGCGAUUGGGAAGACCUGUAAAAUCUUCGUCAACGGCUGCUGGGUCGGAAUACACAACUCUCCGGAUCACCUUAUGGUCACGCUGCGGAAACUUCGACGCCAGGUGGAUGUUAUUGUGAGUGAGGUCAGCAUGGUCAGAGAUUAUCGCGAUCAGGAGAUCCGAAUUUACACCGAUGCUGGUCGCAUCUGCCGCCCGCUUGUUAUUGUCGAGAAGGGCAAGCUCAUGCUCAAACGGACUCACAUCGAUCAGCUAAAGAAUAGGGCCUAUAACCGCUUUUGCUGGCAGGAGCUUGUACUCUACGGUGUAGUGGAAUAUAUUGACAUUUUGGAGGAGGAGACAGCCAUGAUUGCUAUGGGUCCAGCUGAAAUGCAGGCCGCAGUAAAUUACUGUAAAACUCACACUCACUGCGAAAUUCAUCCAAGCAUGAUUCUGGGCAUCUGUGCCAGCAUCAUUCCCUUCUGCGAUCACAACCAAUCUCCGCGUAACACCUACCAAAGCGCAAUGGGCAAACAGGCCAUGGGUGUGUACAUCUCUAACUUCCACACUCGUAUGGACACUCUCGCCAACGUACUCUACUACCCUCAGAAGCCUCUCGUUACUACACGCUCCAUGGAGUAUUUGCGAUUCCGAGAGCUGCCAGCCGGCAUCAAUGCCAUUGUCGCCAUCGCCUGCUACACUGGGUAUAAUCAGGAGGACUCGCUGAUUGUUAACGAAAGUGCCAUUCAGCGUGGCUUCUUCCGAUCGGAGUUCUACCGAACUUACAAGGACCAGGAGGCAAGACAUGGGAUGGAUCAAGAAGAGGUCUUCGAGAAACCAAAUCCACAAACUUGCCGGGGCAUGCGCCACGCCAUCUACGAUAAACUAGACGAUGAUGGUCUUAUCGCACCCGGCACUCGUGUUUCUGGGGAUGAUGUGCUUAUUGGAAAGACUAUUUCCCUACCGGAAAAUGAAGAUGAGCUGGAUGGCGGUCAAAGGCGCUACACGAAACGCGAUGCCUCGGUAUUUAUGCGCCGCAGCGAGUACGGUAUUGUGGACCAGGUAAUGGUCACCUGGAACAACGAAGGAAAUAAGUUUUGCAAAGUGCGUGUGCGCACCACAAAGACUCCACAAGUUGGUGACAAGUUUGCCUCGCGUCACGGUCAAAAAGGUACCUGCGGCAUCCUCUACCGACAGGAGGAUAUGCCCUUCACUUGUGAGGGCAUCACUCCCGACAUUAUUAUCAAUCCUCACGCCAUUCCCAGUCGAAUGACAAUUGGUCACCUGAUAGAGUGUCUUCAAGGCAAAGUCAGCGCGAAUAAGGGUGAGAUUGGCGAUGCCACUCCCUUCAAUGAUGCUGUGAACGUACGGAAGAUCUCCCUCCUCCUGCAGGAGUAUGGGUACCAACACACAGGCAACGAGAUCAUGUACAAUGGUUUCACAGGUCGUAAGCUCAACUCCCAGAUCUUCCUGGGUCCCACGUACUAUCAGCGUUUGAAGCACAUGGUCGACGACAAGAUUCACUCGCGCUCGCGUGGACCCGUCCAAAUUCUCAACCGUCAGCCCAUGGAGGGCCGAAGUCGCGACGGUGGCUUACGGUUCGGUGAAAUGGAACGUGACUGCCAGAUCGCCCACGGUGCAGCCCAAUUUCUCCGGGAGCGCCUCUUCUUUGCUAGCGAUCCCUAUCAAGUUUAUGUGUGCAAUCUGUGCGGACUGAUGGCUAUCGCACAUCAACGCAACAAGACUUUCGAAUGUAGUACUUGCCAGAACACCACACAGAUAUCUCAAGUGGCUUUACCGUAUGCCUGCAAGCUUCUCUUCCAAGAGCUCAUGUCCAUGUCCAUCGCACCGCGCAUGAUGGUGAAUGCGAAUUCUACCCCCUUCUAA
This is a messenger RNA of Echinococcus granulosus, 3645 nucleotides long. RefSeq names its product DNA-directed RNA polymerase II subunit RPB2. Gene Ontology annotation, molecular function: ribonucleoside binding; DNA-directed RNA polymerase activity; DNA binding. Gene Ontology annotation, cellular component: RNA polymerase II, core complex. The record is from RefSeq and is a predicted model, not a curated record. Bases 1 to 3645 code for a protein of 1214 amino acids. Lineage: Eukaryota; Metazoa; Platyhelminthes; Cestoda; Cyclophyllidea; Taeniidae. The transcript has 9 exons. Gene Ontology annotation, biological process: DNA-templated transcription.